AUGAAUCGGGAAGAGCCCUCAUUUACCGCCGCAACGGAUACUCAGUAUUCGAAUCCAAAUCUCCAGGUGGGCGAACUUGCGGGGGAACGGGCCUCGAGUUCGUCGCAAUCAAAUGGGCCUCCUCCGAGAAAGCGAGCGCCGUUAGCGAGUGUUGCUUGCCAGGAUUGUAGAAGACGGAAAACGAAGCAAAUAGNNUGUGAUGGCGGAAAACCUUCUUGCAGCAAUUGUACCAAACGAGGCGUACCAUCAUGCACAUACGACCUCGAGCCCAACCAAUCCCGUGUUGCUGCUUACAAGCAGAAGAUCGAGCAACAAAUAUCGUCUAUCAAGAAGCUGGAAGAGGAAAUCGAGGUAUUGAAGAAGUCUCCUUUUCACUCUACAAGUGUGGUUCAGACACCAGUAUCUGAAGCAACCACCUCGUCGUCUAACAACCCUUCAGGCGGAGUCCCAAUGCGACUUCUCUUGAAUCCUGCUCCAGAGCCGAAUAGCGACUCUUCUGGUCAAAGGCCUUCAAAUACCUUUGCACCAUAUCUUCCGACUUCACUACCACCUGUACAGAAUGUCAACAGAGAAGCAGAAUUGUUAUACUAUCAGCGCAACCUUGAGAUCGAAAUGCGCAAACUCCAGGACGAGAAUCGCGCACUCAGGACGCUGAUCUCGUUACUCAAUUCGAUUGAUGACCGAGAUACCGCUCAAAGCAUGGCCAAAGAAAUUCACACCCAUGGCGUUUCGGAUGACCUGCUUUCUAGAGCUCAGCAUUUGGUUGCCUCGCAAGUAUGGAGUCCUUUGCUCCCAAACCUGCAAGACAAAGCUAAACUACACCCUCAGCGACGGCCUGGACGCAUCACAGAGAAUUCGUGGUCGGUGCCAUGA
Molecule: messenger RNA, 873 nt
Organism: Aureobasidium musti
Lineage: Eukaryota; Fungi; Ascomycota; Dothideomycetes; Dothideales; Saccotheciaceae
Source: the annotation of a GenBank genome assembly